This is a messenger RNA of Ceutorhynchus assimilis (cabbage seed weevil), 2604 nucleotides long. The record is from the annotation of a GenBank genome assembly. NCBI's taxonomy places the organism in Eukaryota, Metazoa, Arthropoda, Insecta, Coleoptera, Curculionidae.
AGGUAACGACCGCCAACGAUGUACGGCCUCGAAGGGCCCAAUUUCAAGGGUCAGGGCUUCGGAUAGGGUCGUUAUCGAGUCGCCUAAGGUUGGCCCUAUGCCGCUCAUGUUUAGAAAGUUUUUAGGGCGAGACUUGAACGUUUUAAAAGGGAGAUAACUCCAACUAACCCAACCUAACAAGCAGCAAAAUUGAUUUUUUUUACACCCACCCCAUUAUUAUUUCCUACUAGAUUAGACGGGUUUUUUUUUUUUUUAAAACAACAACCAAACAAAAUAAAUUAUCUUUACACAUGCUUUGUGUUGCUAUUGCAUUUGAUGUGCAUCCUUUUUUAUGCUGUGGCAUUAAAAGAGAACACGAUAUGCCUGCGACAUCAAUGGUAGUAAAUAUUUAGGCGGGAAUCUCGAAUCGAACCAAUAGAAGCGGAUGCUGGCUGAUAAUUUGACCUUGGCGAUGUCACAACACACGGAAUAAUAAGAUGUAUUUAAAUUGAGUAAACAAGCUUUAAUAAUUAGUUUAUCAGUACAGUACAACGAAUGACUUCAAGUUUGGAAUAACAACAACGGUCCGAAAAUGAAGGUGGUAGCUUUGGUCAGUGGCGGCAAAGACAGCACCUUCAACAUGAUGCAGUGUAUAGCGGCUGGUCAUCAAAUAGUAGCCCUGGCCAACUUGGUACCGCACAACAAAACCGAAAUCGACAGUUACAUGUAUCAGAGUGUCGGUCAUGAAGCAAUAGAUUUGAUAGCGCAAGCCAUCGACUUACCAAUAUUCAAAAAGAUCACCUACGGAGUAUCGAAAAAACAAGGCAAAACAUACGAGUAUUGUAAAAACGACGAAGUCGAAGACUUGUACAAUCUUUUACAAGAAAUCCAAGCCCAAAUCGAAUUCGAUGCAGUCUCAGUUGGAGCAAUAUUGAGCGACUACCAAAGAGUCAGAGUUGAGAAUGUCUGCUUAAGACUCAACCUAACUCCUUUAGCUUAUCUCUGGCAACGUAAACAAGAAGAAUUACUAGACGAAAUGAUCAAAUGCGAAGUGGACGCUGUGGUAAUUAAAGUAGCCUGUUUAGGAUUGGACCCUAAAAAACAUCUCGGCCGAAGUUUAAGUCUACUUCAACCCCACUUAUUAUCAAUGCACGAAAAAUACGGCCUUAACGUUUGCGGCGAGGGUGGCGAAUACGAAACCCUUACCUUGGAUUGUCCUUUGUUUAAAAGCAGACUUGUUAUUGAAGAACACGAAUUAGUCAUGCACCAAAACGACCCAAUAGCCCCAGUAGGCUUCCUAAAAUUCAACUCCCUAAAACUAGAAUUCAAAUUGCCCCCUUUGGAUUUGCAAAGUCGUUUGGAAGGUCUCCCAUUGAAAGACAGCUUAGGCUAUAUUUCUGAUGAUGAUGAGAAUGAUUUUGAAAUCAAUAAUAUUGAUGAAGCUGGAGAUUGUGACAAUAUUGAAACUUUAGACAAUGAAGAAGUUGAUGUUAAGGCUCAUAUACAACAAAAACCAAGCUCGUAUGCUAGCAAAGAAGGCUGGUUGUGGGUGGGUGGUAUUCAAGGCCACUCCAGUGAUCCAGCAGGAGCUUUAGAAGAAGCAAUCAGUAAACUAACGUAUUUAUUAAGCCUCAAAAACCACACAAUCAAAGAUGUCUGCUCUAUAGCCUUAUAUGUAAGUGACAUGAGUCAAUUUGCCUUACUAAACGAAGUAUAUAUAAAGACCUUCUCUCACGUAAAUCCACCUACAAGAGCUUGCGUUCAGGUACCCCUUAACUGUCCAGUAAUCUUGGAAGCCUUAUCUUGGAAAUUGGAUAAUGAAGAAGACAAGCAAACUAUGCACGUGCAAAGUGUAUCACACUGGGCCCCCUGUAACAUCGGCCCUUAUAGUCAAGCAAACAAAAUUGGCGAUUUUAUUCAUUUGGCAGGGCAAAUUGCUUUGGUACCAGGCAAUAUGCAAAUGGUACCUGGUGGAAUUAAGCCCCAAUGUAAACUUGUUGUAAGACACAUUGACAGGGUAUUAAAGGCUAUUGAUGUUAAUAUAAGAGAUGUUGUGCAAGGGAUUUGUUUUGUGACACAUAGUUCCUAUAUAGAGCCUGCCAGAAAGCAUUGGGAGGCUAAAACCAAUAAUGCUCUAGUUGAGUAUGUUGUUGUCACGGGAUUACCUAGAGGGGCCUUAAUUGAAUGGCACGUUUGGGCUCACAAGCAUAAUAAUCAGUUUGAGUAUGAAGAAAGAGGCAAAUGCAUUGACGACUACUCGAUUUUGCUUUAUCGCCGAGUCAAUUACGAAAACAACGUGGCUGCAACAGUUUGUAGAAUAGAAAGUCAAGCCAAUGGGUGCGACAGCCAGAUUUUCUUUGAGGCCUUAAACUAUUCCGUUCAAAAAUUGAAACAGGGUCAUGAGAAUGAUUCAAAGUGCAUUUUCAACUUGAAAAUAUACUUUUCUAUACUUAAAUUUAACAAUGUUGAUAGCUUAGUGGAGGUAGUAGAAAACUAUGCAGAGGAAAAUUUAGUUUACACCUUUGUGCCAGUGGUUAAACUCAAAAGUAGCAACACUCUAUUGUCGAUUUGUGGCAUUAGGAACCAGUAGAAGUAAAGGGGGAUUUAAUAAAUAAAACUUCAAAC